This is a messenger RNA of Emiliania huxleyi CCMP1516, 1323 nucleotides long. RefSeq names its product GPA1, alpha subunit of a heterotrimeric G-protein (gene GPA1). Bases 28 to 1122 code for a protein of 364 amino acids. The transcript is spliced from 5 exons. NCBI's taxonomy places the organism in Eukaryota, Haptophyta, Isochrysidales, Noelaerhabdaceae. Gene Ontology annotation, cellular component: heterotrimeric G-protein complex. Gene Ontology annotation, biological process: adenylate cyclase-modulating G protein-coupled receptor signaling pathway. Gene Ontology annotation, molecular function: GTPase activity; G protein-coupled receptor binding; guanyl nucleotide binding. The record is from RefSeq and is a predicted model, not a curated record.
GCAUCCCUCUGGAAAGCUUGCGCUCGAAUGGGCUGCACUGAGUCCAAGCCGGAGUCCACCGACCCCGCUGAGCGCUCGGGGCGCGCCACCGCCCAGCCGAGUGGCGGCGCACGGUCCACAAAGCGGUCGACCAAGCAGGAGAGCGACAAAGAGGCGAAGACGGUCAAGCUGCUGGUCCUCGGCGCCGGCGAGAGCGGCAAGUCGACGCUUCUCAAGCAAAUGAAGGUUCUGCACAAGGGUGGCUACUCGGAGGGCGAGCGCGCCGACUUUGCAAAGGUGGUCCACUCCAACGCGAUCCUCUCGGCGCGUUCCGUCUUCGAGGGCUUUGAGAGACUCGGGAUCGCGAUGCCCGAGGAGCUGGCGCGCGAGCAGACGGCCUUCGAGUCGGACCCAGCGAGCGGAGACGAGCACCUCACGCCGCAGCUCGGCGAGAUCAUCGCUCGCUUGUGGGCGCACCCGGCCGCGCGGAAGGUGUUUGAGCGGAGGGCAGAGUACCAGCUUAGCGACUCAGCGGAGUACUACUUCGACAACGUCGACCGGAUGGCAGCCGACGGGUACGUGCCGACCGAGCUCGACGUGCUGCGCUCUCGCAUCCGCACGACCGGCAUCGUGCGGACAGACUUCCGUCUGCACGGCAACGACUUUGCCAUGUACGACAUGGGCGGCCAGCGCAACGAGCGCCGAAAGUGGAUCCACACCUUUGAGGGCGUCAACGCCAUCAUCUUCGUCGCUGCGCUCUCCGAGUUUGACCAGGUCCUCUUCGAGGAUGAGUCGCAGAACCGGAUGCAGGAGAGCAUCAACCUCUUCGAGCAGAUUGUCAACUCCAAGUGGUUCGACAACACCGCGGUGAUCCUCUUCCUCAACAAGCGCGACCUGUUCGAGGAGAAGCUGAAGCGCGUGCAGGUGGCGGACUACUUUGAGGACUUUGGCGACCGCGACAACGAGUUCGAGCCCGCCGCCGACUUCUUCCGCCAAAAGUUCCUCGCAAAGUGCAAGAACCAGAGCAAGACCAUCUUCACGCACUACACCGUCGCGACCGACAAGAAGAACGUGGACCUCGUCUUCAAGUCGGUGGUCUCGUCAAUACUCGAAGACAACUUGAAGGCGUCGGGCCUCAUGUGAGGCGGCAAAGACGCCGCGCCACGCCCAACCCCUGCCCCGCUGCUCCGUCGUCGCUUGCUUGCCGCCUCGAAGUCGCGCCCCAGGCUGUGCCCGCUUCCCUUUUGUGUUCAGUUACGUAGCGAGCGAGUAUCAGAUAGUGCUCGCAUUUAUGAGCUCCUAUUAGUCGCACAUCUUCCUAAGACUUUGGCUAAGAACACUCCA